AUGGAACUGAACGUUAACGAUGUCUUUAUUUUCUUUGUGAAGGUCUGUACCACAGUGAGGCGGGUGCAAGUGCAGAAGACCCCCAAGAAGAGGGUGAAUGUGGUGUACAUAGAUAGAUCAGGACAGAGGAUUCCAGUGAAGGCCAAAGUGGGAGACAAUGCAAUGUACCUGGCCCAUAGGCACAACAUUGAACUGGAAGGAGCUUGCGAGGCAUCACUAGCUUGCUCAACGUGCCACGUGUAUGUGAACAGAGACCAUGUCGACAAGCUACCAGAGCCUGACGAAAGAGAGGAUGACAUGCUGGACAUGGCCCCAGCGCUACAGGAGAACUCCAGACUUGGCUGUCAGAUCAUCCUCACCCAGGAGCUGGAGGGCAUCGAGCUUACCCUGCCUAAGGUCACCAGGAACUUCUACGUGGACGGCCAUGUUCCCAAACCACACUGA
This is a messenger RNA of Oncorhynchus kisutch (coho salmon), 444 nucleotides long. Its product is annotated as ferredoxin-2, mitochondrial. Gene Ontology annotation, molecular function: 2 iron, 2 sulfur cluster binding; electron transfer activity. NCBI's taxonomy places the organism in Eukaryota, Metazoa, Chordata, Actinopteri, Salmoniformes, Salmonidae. The transcript is spliced from 4 exons. Gene Ontology annotation, biological process: P450-containing electron transport chain. The coding region runs from base 1 to 444 and encodes 147 amino acids. Gene Ontology annotation, cellular component: mitochondrion. The record is from RefSeq and is a predicted model, not a curated record.